AUGGACUGCAGCUGCGUCUCCGACCUUCUCUUCGCCCCGCCUGCCCUGCCGGCUCUCUGGACCCCUGGGUUUGCCUUCCCGGAUUGGGCCUACAAGCCGGAGUCGUCCCCCGGCUCGAGGCAGAUCCAGCUGUGGCACUUUAUCCUGGAGCUGCUGCAGAAGGAGGAGUACCAGGGUGUCAUCGCCUGGCAGGGGGACUACGGGGAAUUCGUCAUCAAGGACCCCGACGAGGUGGCUCGGCUCUGGGGCAUCCGAAAGUGCAAGCCCCACAUGAAUUAUGACAAGCUGAGCCGGGCCCUGCGCUACUACUACAACAAGCGGAUUCUCCACAAGACCAAAGGGAAGAGGUUCACCUACAAGUUCAACUUCAGCAAAGUCGUGCUUGUCAAUUACCCACUGUUGGACGUGGCAGCAGCCACCACGGGCUCUCCACUCUUGCUGACCCCUGGUCCCUUUGGGGGAGCCCCUGGGCCAGAUGCUCCUCCCCUCACCCCCGAGACCCUGCAGACCCUGUUCUCUGCCCCACGCCUGGGAGAGCCGGGGGCCCGGGCGCCCCUGUUCACCCCCGAGACAGACAAACUGCGUCUGGACAGCCCUUUCCCGUUGCUGGGCUCUGGUGCCACUGGCUAUUCCAAGCCCCCCGGCCUGCUGGGUCCCUUCGGCCGCGCCUUCCCAGAGCACCCCUGGAACUUUAGCCCGUACCUCACCGGCCCCUUCCCCAAGCUGCCCCCACCUCUCUACCCCCCUCACUUCUACCCCAACCCUCUGGCCAGUUCCCUGGGCCACCUGCCCUCAGCAGGGGCAGGGGGAAGCCCCACCGCCACGCCCCUGCUGGCUGCCACCGCGGAGGGCCUGGGCCCCGAGCGCCCCUCGGGCCUGGCAGCAGCCCCUCGCCUGGCACUGCCAAGGGCUGGGGGCCCAGAGGCUGCGCUGGGGGGGAAGGAAGACAGCGACUCGGAGCUGGAGAUUACCGACGUCAGCGGCUGCAGCUCUGACAGCGAGGGCGACGAGGGCCUCCCCGCGCCCCCCAAGGCCAAGGCGGGCAAAGGGGGGGUCGGCAGCUGA
Molecule: messenger RNA, 1065 nt
Organism: Eubalaena glacialis (North Atlantic right whale)
Lineage: Eukaryota; Metazoa; Chordata; Mammalia; Artiodactyla; Balaenidae
Gene: ERFL
Product: ETS repressor factor like
Exons: 5
Coding region: 1-1065 (354 amino acids)
Biological process (GO): cell differentiation; regulation of transcription by RNA polymerase II
Cellular component (GO): nucleus
Molecular function (GO): sequence-specific DNA binding; DNA-binding transcription factor activity, RNA polymerase II-specific
Source: RefSeq, a predicted model, not a curated record